AUGCCCACUACACUCGACUCAUCUACACGACUCUUCGCAACCUCAACACUGGCGAAUCGGGGCCUUCUCCAGCUCUCGUCUAUCAGUGUUGAAAUUGUGUUCAAAAGUGGAUCUCUGUGGGCCAAGACAAUGGUCAUUGUGAUUUGUGCGCUACUCGUCAAGCUGCCCGAUCGGCAGGGUAUCGCCACAUCUUUGCACGCAGAUCCCGUUCCUGAGCCCAUCACUUUGGCUUACACGCGAUUUGAGUACAUCUGCUCGACGAGUCUGAGCGAGGGAUACCGACCAGUCCAGAUCAGUGCGGCACUAUGGGACGCAGCCGGCUUCUUGUUCCUCACCAUAUCGAGAGUCGGUCUCCCAGAUAUCCUCCAGCUUGCUAGCGGGCAAGCCGUGCUCAUCGCCCAGACUACUCUUAUUGGCUUGCCGCUGAGCACUUUUUGUUAUGGGUUCGAAGUGCUUCAGCUCGAGAGGUACAACCUUAAUUGCGAGCUCAUGGCAUCUGGAAAAGUCGUAGAAACCGAGCAGGCCCCGGUUCUCACAAUCUGCACAUCGAACAAGAACGAUGAGCUAUAUACGAAAUGGGAAAUGCGUCAAGACUCGUCCACGGGUGACUUGGGCCCGCCCACGGACUGGGACACAGCGCGGUGGUUUCUUGGUGGCCUCGGGAGCCCAGCCCCUUUCGCCUCCCUCUGGCCGCUCUGCCUGUUCCUGUACGAUUUCAGAGCCCGAGAAAGGCGGUCCCAAACCCCGGUCAGCCAGAUUAUAAAUGACUAUGCCUCUAUCGCACCAGAGGACGGACCCACGCGUGCAAACUCGGCGCCACAAAGCUACAAGCUGGUCAACGUCCGUCGGCCUGAAGGCAAUGUGAUCACAAUCCAACGCAGCCGAUCAACUCGGGAAACAGGCGAGGGACAAGACGGCAUGGUCUAUUCUUCGACGUCAGCAGCGGCGAAAGAAGCCCGCCGCACCGUCCUCGCCCGCUCAUCGGACGGCAGUCUUGUGAGAGUGCAGCGCCCUGUUCGUGACUCAGAACUGUUUACGAGGCUCAGAACUCGAGCCUCAGACAAAGAAAUGACGCCUCAAAGUGAGUCGGUAAGAUCCUCGUCGAUAUAUGACGACGAUGCGAGCCGAGGCACGAUGAUAUCAACCAUGACGCUUGUCGAGACCGCGUUGGCUGAACAGCAAACUUAUGAGAGGUUGCGAGGGAUUCAAAGAGGUGGGCAUUCGGCAAAUAGAAGCUCUGCGACUGGUGUCAGCGGAACAUCCGGCAACAUUGAGAUUGGCCAUAUCGACGAGCAGGACGAGUAUGAACGCAGCCGCAGAUACUCGGUCAGUGAUUAUGGAGAAGAUAGUGGUCAUUCAGCGGAGGUUGAACGCAAUCACUAUUUGGCAAGUCAUCGCAGCAGAUCAGGAUAUUCUAAGAAGUUACGAGAUCAGUCAAGAGAUGUGUAUCUUGGCAAUCCAACAGAAACGGCUCCGAUGAGACCCUGGUUGCAACGACUUGUCCGCCUCGGCUCCUAUAUCCUGGGAAGCUGCAGCGUCGUUCUCCCGAUUGCCUUUAUUGCUUUGAGCAUUGCUAUGAUCUUCACGAGGGGGCAACCAGCGACCUCAAGAUGGUCUACAGUGGCAGAUCUCGUCGACUUAGCCGCCAUCGUCUGGCCUAUUGUAUUUGCCACAGUAGUGGCACAAUGCUUUAAAGCUGGGAUCAUCUUUCGGAGAAAGAGUAUCUCAGAUGGAAGUGUCUUCAGUCGCGGAAAACAAUCUGCGUUGCCUCGCCUGGAAGCGCUGUGCCUGCUCGUUUUCCUGAUCUGGUGCCUUUCGCCCAUCGGACAGCAGGCAGCCCGGCACAUGCACGGUACCGUCCAGAAGACCGGCCAAAGUCAUCACGAUGUUUUUUACAUUGAUAAGACGGGCCACAAUCAAGUCUGGGAUCCGGAGUCGGCAAACGAGCUGUCAUCAACAAGCCGCUCCGAAUUAGUUCAAGCUAUCGGCGCAAAGUACACCCGCAGCCUCUCACAAGAACACGUCGACAACCCCCUGAGUGAACCGAUUUCCAUUUACUCGGCACCAAAAUCCACGAUGAACUCUAUUAUGUCUGCAUCUGGAUCCAUGGCCGAUGCUGCAUUACCCCAUGGCAUACGUUCUCGUGGCGAAAUGGUCACCACCACGCACGAAGGGGUAUCCAUCGCAGCAGAUUUCAAUACUCUGAACUUCUCGAUGACUGCGUCUGCGUUCGAAUUCAAAUGUGGAGACUGGACUCUCAUGACGAGACAGUUUGGCAAUGACACGUCGUCUGGGCAGAUGUCCUACAGUGCUUCUCAGACUCUUGGACUUAGUAUGCCUGGCUACGAUGAACUGGCAGCUUCUCCAACCGUACGACUGGUUUCUUUGAACAGGAAAUCAGUUUCCAGUACCACCGGGUUGAAAAGGAGGCGUCGCGAUACUUCAACCCCGGUUGUCGCCCAAUGGGAGUACUCUUCGAUCAGUUGCAGCUAUGAGCAGGUCUUUUACGACGUGCCCAUGCAAUGCAGUCGAGAUGCUAGCACUGGUCUGACCACCUGUGCGCAGGCAGCCACGGCACAGCUGAUUCCAUCUGAUGAUUCUUUGAACACACCUCUUGGCAACUUCGCAUUAGACUUUGUGUGGUCGGGCAAUUUGCCGACGACGGACACGGCGGCAACAGCGACCGAACGAUUCAUUCAACGCGGUGGUCCGUCUGACACAAAUUCUCUCGCCAACACGAAAGAGGCUCUCAACCCCAACUUUAAUCUCUCAUCAACCGUGUCCCCGGAGGAAUUCGCCCAACGUUUUGGCCAAUUGUUCAGCACAUGGGUUGGACUAGGCUACUGCCCACAGUGCCCUUCAGGCAUCGUGGUCAACAGCACCUCAGUCCCUGCCAACCUGCAACCUCGUUACAGGAAGACUUCCUCAACCGUCACCUGGACUGGCGAGCAGGUAUUCAAGAUCAACUGGGCCUGGAUAGCCGCGUUUAUUGUAUGCACUUCUGUCCUGCUGGUUGCUGCAGUCGGAAGCGUCGUGGUCGAGACGAUGGUCGCUGCAAAGGCCGCUAAAGAAAAUGCAGUGAGCCGUGCUACUUUGAAGAAUAGUAUUCUACCACUGCGUCUUCCGACGAUGUACUCGACCUUCAGCAAUGGUCAGAGAUCACCGCAGUGGGGAAAGGCGGUGAUGCAAGACAUGGAUGCCGCGGCGGGUGCUGGUCGUUCUUGGAGGAUGUAUGGCUAG
This is a messenger RNA of Diaporthe amygdali, 3240 nucleotides long. RefSeq lists its product as uncharacterized. Lineage: Eukaryota; Fungi; Ascomycota; Sordariomycetes; Diaporthales; Diaporthaceae. The record is from RefSeq and is a predicted model, not a curated record. The transcript is spliced from 10 exons. The coding region runs from base 1 to 3240 and encodes 1079 amino acids.